Messenger RNA from Mesoplodon densirostris (Blainville's beaked whale), 1722 nucleotides. It is a transcript of the gene TADA1, whose product is annotated as transcriptional adaptor 1. Gene Ontology annotation, biological process: regulation of transcription by RNA polymerase II. NCBI's taxonomy places the organism in Eukaryota, Metazoa, Chordata, Mammalia, Artiodactyla, Ziphiidae. The record is from RefSeq and is a predicted model, not a curated record. Gene Ontology annotation, molecular function: transcription coactivator activity. Gene Ontology annotation, cellular component: SAGA complex. The coding region runs from base 214 to 1221 and encodes 335 amino acids. The transcript is spliced from 8 exons.
AGGAGGACCACGAAAACACCGAGUUUGGCUCAGCACUUUCUCUCCAGAAAGGCGGGCGGAGCCGAAAACCAAACAAACGUCUUCUCAGAGCUUGGGGGCGGGGCAGGCGGGAGAAGACGGAGCCUCCAGAGCAGAAGCCUUCGCGGAGUUGGUUUUUCGGUUGCUGGUCUUUGUGGCCGAGGGGUCUGAGGUCGGGCUGAGACGUGGGGAGCAAUGGCGACCUUUGUGAGCGAGCUGGAGGCGGCCAAGAAGAACUUGAGCGAGGCCCUGGGGGACAACGUGAAACAAUACUGGGCUAACUUAAAGUUGUGGUUCAAGCAGAAGAUCAGCAAAGAAGAGUUUGACCUUGAAGCUCAUAGACUUCUCACACAGGAUAAUGUCCAUUCUCACAACGAUUUCCUCCUGGCUAUUCUCACGCGUUGUCAGAUUUUGGUGUCUACACCAGAGGGUGCUGGAUCUUUACCCUGGACAGGGGGUUCUGCAGCCAAACCUGGAAAACCAAAGGGAAAGAAAAAGCUUUCUUCUGUUCGUCAGAAAUUUGAUCAUAGAUUCCAGCCUCAAAAUCCUCUCUCGGGAGCCCAGCAGUUUGUGGCCAAGGAUCCCCAAGAUGAUGAUGACUUGAAACUUUGUUCCCACACAAUGAUGCUUCCCACUCGGGGUCAGCUUGAAGGGAGAAUGAUAGUGACUGCUUACGAGCAUGGGCUGGACAACGUCACCGAGGAGGCUGUCUCAGCUGUGGUCUAUGCAGUGGAGAAUCACCUUAAAGAUAUAUUGACAUCAGUUGUGUCAAGAAGGAAAGCUUAUCGAUUACGUGAUGGUCAUUUUAAAUAUGCCUUUGGUAGUAAUGUGACUCCACAGCCAUACCUGAAGAACAGCGUAGUAGCUUACAACAACUUAAUAGAAAGCCCUCCAGCCUCUUCUGCUCCUUGUGCUGGUCAGAAUCCAGCGUCUCACCUGCCCCCUGACGACGCUGAGCAGCAGGCUGCACUCCUGCUGGCGUGCUCGGGGGACACGCUGCCCACGUCUUUGCCUCCAGUGAACAUGUACGACCUUUUUGAAGCUUUGCAGGUACACAGGGAAGUCAUUCCUACACACACUGUAUAUGCUCUCAACAUUGAAAGGAUCAUUAUGAAACUCUGGCAUCCAAAUCAUGAAGAGGUGCAGCAAGACAAAGUCCACUGCCAGCGCUUGGCAGCCAAGGAGGGGCUUUUGCUCUGCUGAAUUAGGAUUUGAGGGUGUGGGACCGUCAGCAAAUUCAUUGAUCAUUGGGAAUUGAAUGUUUUUGGGGUCCACAUUUCAAGACUGAAGUGUGUAAAGUAAAUAUAACCUUUCCCAUGGAAAUGUGAUAGUACAUUUUGUGUUGCUACUGUGAAGCCAUUAAUAAAUCUGAUUUUAAUAAUGACCCAUAUCUCUGUAUGUAUGUAUGUGUGUGUGUGUGUUCCCAGUUAAGGGAAUAGGCACUGAGAAAGUUCUGUGCCUGGAAUGGUGCUGUUUAGGCAUCUGAGGCCUAGUAUCCUGUGGUCUGCAUGUGAGGUAGGUGACAUUCUAGAACAAAGAAGCUGUUAUAACUUAGUCCCCACGAUCAGCAGGACAUCUGUGUGUUUAGAGACAUCACGUAUUCUGUAUCUGGCAAGUCUAAAAUUUCUGCUUUCCUCCUGAAGAAAGAACUGUGCUUUUAACACAGUGUUAAAAAUCGGUUAUCAUUUUAGUUUAUAUAUAUAU